Arabidopsis lyrata subsp. lyrata is the source of this 1274-nucleotide messenger RNA. Its product is annotated as B-box zinc finger protein 21. Gene Ontology annotation, biological process: photomorphogenesis; regulation of DNA-templated transcription. Gene Ontology annotation, cellular component: nucleus. The record is from RefSeq and is a predicted model, not a curated record. Gene Ontology annotation, molecular function: zinc ion binding. Bases 96 to 1073 code for a protein of 325 amino acids. The transcript has 3 exons. Lineage: Eukaryota; Viridiplantae; Streptophyta; Magnoliopsida; Brassicales; Brassicaceae.
AUUACAUAAGUACCCUCUUACAUUACUCCAUAAGAGAAGAUCUCACAUCUCUCCCCUAUCCUUUUCAACUACCACUCUCUCUCUCAAUCCGAUCGAUGAAGAUCAGGUGCGACGUCUGCGAUAAAGAAGAAGCGUCGGUGUUUUGUACCGCCGACGAAGCAUCUCUCUGCGGCGGCUGCGACCACCAAGUCCACCACGCUAACAAACUCGCCUCUAAACAUCUCCGGUUCUCUCUCCUCUAUCCUUCUUCUUCCAACAACUCCUCUCCUAUCUGCGACAUCUGUCAGGAUAAAAAAGCCCUGUUGUUCUGUCAACAAGAUAGAGCUAUUUUAUGCAAAGAUUGUGAUUCAUCGAUCCACGCAGCGAACGAACACACAAAGAAACACGAUAGGUUUCUUCUUACAGGGGUUAAGCUCUCUGCUACAUCUUCUGUUUACAAACCUACUUCAGAGUCUUCUUCUUCAAGCAACCAAGAUCUCUCUGUUCCUGGAUCAUCAAUCUCUAAUCUUCCUCUCAAGAAGCCUCUCUCAGUUCCUCCUCAGAGCAACAACAACUCCAAGAUCCAACCCUUUUCGAAGAUCAGCAGCGGUGAUGCGGCGGUGAAUCAGUGGGGAUCCACAAGCACGAUUUCUGAGUAUUUGAUCGAUACGUUACCUGGUUGGCACGUUGAAGAUUUCCUCGAUUCAUCUCUUCCUACUUUUGGUUUCAUCAAGAGUGGUGAUGAUGAUGGAGUGUUACCAUAUAUGGAAGCAGAAGAUGACAACACUAAGAGAAACAACAACAACAACAAUACAGUGUCACUUCCAUCUAAGAAUUUAGGGAUUUGGGUCCCUCAAAUUCCACAAACUCUUCCUUCUUCAUACCCAAAUCAAUACUUUUCUCAAGACAACAACAAUACACAGUUUGGGAUGUACAACAAAGAAACAACACCAGAAGUAGUGUCUUUUGCUCCAUUACAAAACAUGAAACAACAAGGACAGAACAACAAGAGAUGGUAUGAUGAUGGUGGCUUCACUGUCCCACAGAUUUCUCCUCCUCUUUCUUCUAAUAAAAAGUUUAGAUCGUUCUGGUAAUUUACUAUCUCCCUAAAUGGGGCUUUUGUUUGUUUGUUUCUCCAUUUCUCUCAACUUCGAUCUUAAUAGAAUUAGGCUCUCUCUAUUUUUGUGUUCUGUUUUUUUUGUAAAUUUGAGUGUGAUUGAGGUUUUGGUGUUUUAAUCUUUGUAAUAAUCCUAUAUUCUCUUUCCGUUAAUGCAAAUGUUUCUUGUACAAACGCC